Kwoniella mangroviensis CBS 8507 is the source of this 3600-nucleotide messenger RNA. RefSeq lists its product as uncharacterized. Gene Ontology annotation, cellular component: cytosol. The record is from RefSeq and is a predicted model, not a curated record. Bases 1 to 3600 code for a protein of 1199 amino acids. The transcript is spliced from 8 exons. NCBI's taxonomy places the organism in Eukaryota, Fungi, Basidiomycota, Tremellomycetes, Tremellales, Cryptococcaceae. Gene Ontology annotation, molecular function: protein binding.
AUGUCAAUCCACUUCGCACCUCAAUGGGUCAAACCAAUCAAACCAUCCGGUACAUCCUUGACACCAACUACUGAACAGCCAGUUUCCUUGAAAACCAAUUCCUCUCAUCCGAAUACAGCACCAAAUGUAUCUUUCCCUGCUCUAUCACAAUCUCAAAGAGGUGCUCCCGGUGGUGUGACUUCUCCUUCGAGUGGACAAGCACCAAAUAACACUCAACCUCUGAGUUACUCUAGAGUGACUCAUACGCCAUUAUCACCUAAUUUCCCAAGUGAUGCUAGUUAUUUCCCAUAUCAAGAACCGAAUGGAAAUGUCAAUUGGGUCAAUGGAGAUAACGCUACUUCCCAUCCCUUCAGAUAUGGUAGGGACCAGAUCCUGAAUCUGUUCGAUGAGAGCAAGUUCAAAGAGCGACCUAUCGAAUUGGUCGAAAUGGCAGAAGGAGGUGGGGUGUUGGUUAGUAAAUCGGUGAAUCGACCGAUCGGGUUGAGGGAUCUUACGGAGAUUGAGAAGAAGCUUCUUGCUACAUCGAUUCACCCUCCGCCACCUACGAGACGUCAGAAUACCCACGGUAACACCUCCAACGUCAAUACGAAUACUGCUGAACCUCCGACACCGAAUGGGCUGCCUUCUCGUCGAACUGGUGGGUUCGCUCGUGGUGAGGGUGGCGCAUUUGGAGGUGGAUUGGGUGGAAAGAUCGGUACGAUCGGUGGAGGUUUGAUCAGUCCUGGUGGAUUGGAGAGUAAAGCUCCUGGCGCGCUCGGUGGUGGUUUUGGUGGGGUAGGAAAAAGGUUAGGUAGAGUCAGGGGCGAUGCUGCUGAAAUUGGUACGGAUGGCACACGAUCGACCGGGCCUAACUGGCGACCUGCUAGGACCGCUUCAGGGAGUUUUGAAGGUGUCUUAGGGUUUGGCAGUACUGGUCCUUCAGCAUUGACCUCUGGAAACCCUCUGUCACCCAAUCCCAACGUCGAUGUUUCUGAGAGAUGGGGUACCGGUCAGAAGAAGUGGAGGAUUGCUGCUGGACUGUCUGCACCUGGUGAUGGUGAUAAGACCCUCGAGCUUCCUAUCGCAAAUGAACCGAGUUCAGUGUCCGUCAUCGCUACUCCUUCUGCUACACCAGUUCCUGAGCGAGACGCUACCGUUCUCGAGUCCGUUGCUGCACCAGCCAACCCACAUGUGCACAGUCAAGAAGGAGUUCAACAGCAACAAGCGGAGGAAAAGCAAGAUCUAGGCGCAGUAGAAUGGUUCUAUCGAGAUCCCAAUGGUCAAGAGCAAGGUCCAUUCACUGGCACUCAGAUGCACGACUGGUACUCUCACUCCUACUUCACCGAUGAUUUACCUCUUCGACGAGCCUCCGAAACUUCCUUCCGCCCCCUUGCCGAAUUGAAGGUUGCAACUGGGAAUGCUGUUCAGCCUUUCUUAUCGCCUAUCCGACCCCGUCAACUACCACCUAACCUUCCUAUCCCUGUUGCUGCACUGCAACAACAAGUCACCAAUGGUCUUCCCGAGUCGUUCCGUAAUCUCAACGUAUCUUCACCCGUUGUGGCCGAUCCCCGGGUCAGUCCACAACCUCCAAUCCAAAACACCCCUCAACAGUUCAAUCAGGCUUUCCUCCCCGAACGGGCACCUUAUUCUCCAGCCGGCUACGGACAAGGCUUCAAUGGUCAACUCGGCUCUCCUGCUGCUUUCGGUCCUUCGCCUGGUCAAGGAUGGGGUAUGGCACCUGGCGCUGCUCCUGGCGGACCUCGACUCAACGGACCAUUCGGUUCUAUUGGCAUGCCAUCUCCAAUCGGUUCGACACCUUUACCAUUCAUGCAACCUCAACAUCAACAACAAUGCUUUUCGCCUCAAAUUGGUAGUCCUGUGCGAAGUGGGGAUCUCUUCUCUCCUUCUGCUGGCGUAGGGGCAAUUCCUCCUUCACCAUGGGGAAUGGCUCCUCAACCUCAAACUCAACACUCACCUGCUUACGCUCAUCAGAUGCCCCAACAACAUCAACAAGCUUCUCCUGUUCCAGUCUGGUCUAAUGAGCAGCAGCAACAUCACCAACAGACUGUUCAACCAGAGGAACAAGCUAAUGCUGAGAUCGAACAGGCUGUCGCUGAAGCCUUAUCGCCUGUUGCCCCUCAAGAUCAAGUAUUCGAACCGGUCGUUCCCGAAAUAACCCAAGCCGCUGUCGCUAAUGAAACUCCUGUUAACGAGCAAUCAGGUCCAGCAGCAACUGAAGUCGAUCAAUUUGCUGAAACUCCACAAAGAGAAGCUUCGCCCCAAGCUGAAGCUCCUACACCUGCAAAGGCACCAGCUUCAGUGUGGGGUCAACCAUCUUCGAAAGCACCAUCUCGAAAGGCUUCUAUUGCCUCUCCCGCUCCUUCUACACCUUCAUCCGCCGCUCCAACCACUCCAGCCACUGCCGCCGCACCCACCAUCUCCAAAUUACCUCCUGCACCAGCUUCUCUUCCUGCUAGACCCGCCGCUCCCGUCAAACAAGCCUCGACAUCAGACUCAGUGUCUGACCCCAAGACAGUCGCUCCUGCAACUCCUGGACCCACUAUUGGAACUUCCGCAGGUGAAAAGUCUCUAGCCUCCGCUAAAACUGCACCAUGGGCUAUCAAGGAUGAGAAGGAUGUCAAAGCUUUAUCAUCUCCUUCGUUGAGGGAAAUUCAGGAAGCUGAAACGAAACAUGCUGAAGCUAGAAGAGCUGCUUUGGCCGAAGCCCGAGCCGCGACUUCAUCCCCUGCGCCAACUCCCUCUCUUUCAACUGAAGAUUUCCCUACUUCCAUGGCUUGGGGAUUACCAUCCUCUAAACCUUCUGCACCUACUCCCGCACCCUCCACUCCUUCUGCACCAGUAUGGGGUGGUAACGAAGCAACACCUAAGAAGACCUUGAAACAGAUUCAAGAGGAAGAGGAGAAACGAAAAGCGAAAGCGGCUCAGGCUGCUCGAGCAUCUCAAGGUGCUCCUGGAUUACCUUCAGCUGCUGGAGCGGUAGCCUCUCAGAAGAGGGGUUAUGCUGAUUUGGCUGCGAACGCAACGUCCACCCCUCCCCCUGCAGGUUGGACGACAGUUGGAGCUAGCGGUAAAUCCUCCGCGACCACCUCUACAGCCGCCAGAGUGGUCUCCACCCCGACUUCCAAACCCGCUACACCUGUCAAGCCUCCUACUUCCGUUCCAAGCGCAGCAGCAGUGGUCGGUUCAGGCACACCGAAGAAAGUCAAUGGUACUGCAUCUGCGGCGGCUGAAGAUCCUAGUGCACCAAGUGUUGAGUUCAUCAGAUGGGUCAAAGGUGCUCUAAACGGGUUCAAGGGUGAUGUCGAUGACUUCAUCAACAACGUUUUAUUGCAAUUCCCAAUUGACAUACCUCAAUCAACCCGAGCUGAAACACUUGAAAUCAUCUCCGACGGAGUAUAUGCCAAUUCGUCGACUUUGGAUGGUAGAAGAUUCGCUCAGGAGUUUUACACCAAACGAAAAGCUGAUUCUCAAAGAAAGUCAACGAACGCGGUCAGUAAGAUCACGAGUUUGGCUGAUGUCGUUAAGACCCAGGCGCCGAAAGUGAAAGGUGAUGAUUUUGGAUUCAAGGUUGUUAAAGGUAAAGGAAAGAAGAAGAAUUAG